GAUCCAUUCUUUGCACUGAACUGUGCCGUGGUUAUUUUAACAGCCGUUUCCCAUAUUUAUUAAUAGCAAAUAAAUAUUUUACUCGUGCGUUGUGUUUAUUUUUUUUUGGUUGUGGUUCAAGUCAAUCAUGAAGAGGGAAGGUCAGCGGCGUCGACCCAAGUCACUGAAACAGUUUCAAGUGGCCGUGCAGAGGUUCGUGGAAACGACGGCGGCCAAAACGGACGGGGACCAGCACCAGGAUCCCGGCCUCGGGGCCAGGAGGAUGAAAAGUAGGAAGGAGAUGAGGAAGGAGCGGAGGAUGUUGAAGAAGCGCAGGAUGAGAGAUUAUUAUCAGAGGAAGCACCUGAACCGCAGCCCCGGGAGUGGGGAGGGCGGUGAUAGCGGCGUGGAACCGCCAUCGGCGAAAGGGGGAACCGUCGAGGGAGAAGGUAUCACUGGGCCGGGGUCGCUCGAGGAGAAGGUGGAAAGGGAGGAGGCGGCACCACUGUCUCCACGGGUAGCCAAGAAGAAAGCCAAGAAUAAGCAAACCCGGAGAAUGGGCUUGCUGGAGGCCAACGAGGAGGAGGAGAGAGAAAUCAAGCGGCUGGAGAAAGCACUGGGGCUCAACAAGCGCAAAAAAAGAAGUGCCAUCCCGCAGGCCUUCGCCCGGGACGGUCUGGAUUAUAUCCUGGGGAUCGUUGAACCCGGCGCCGCCGUCUUGUCGGGGUUGUACGAGAGUGACGAUGAGAUGAACGCAGUGGAAGGGGAGUUGAUGAAUCAGGGGGUCGACUGUGAUCCGAGUCAAACUGAGAAUCGAGAGGGCUCAGUAGAGGAUUCAGACUUUGGUCAGGAGAGUGACGCGGAUCGUGACAGUGUGGUGGAAAUGGAAGCUUCUCACAACGAGGGUGAUGAUGAUGAUGAAGAUAGUUCCGAGCCAGACCAACCAACAUGUGGAAACACAGGGGAGCAAACAUGGAAUGAGGACACUGUUUCCAGGAAGUAUAUUCCCCCACAAUUGCGUGAAAUAGCUGAAACUAUGGAUGCAAAGAAGAAGGAAGAACUUACAAGACUGAAGAAGAAUGUAAAAGGACUUCUGAAUAGAUUAAGUGCACCUAAUAUGGCCUCCAUUAGUAGUCAGCUUGAAGAGCUUUAUAUGACAAACAGCCGGAAAGACAUGAAUGAUACCCUAACAGAUGUCCUCUUAGCGGCCUGUGCCACUCCAGCCUUGAUGCCCAAUAGAUUGAUGAUGGAGCACGUACUGUUAAUCAGCAUUCUUCAUCACAAUGUUGGAAUUGAGGUUGGAGGCCAUGUUUUGGAGGCAAUAGUAAAGCAAUUUGAUGAACAUUCUAGAAGUACCAGUGAAACAAAAGAAUGCGAUAAUUUAAUCAAUUUGAUUGCACACAUCUACAACUUCCAUAUUAUACACUCUGUGUUGGUGUUCGAUAUUCUUAAGAAACUCACAAGCAACUUCAAGGAGAAGGACAUUGAGCUAAUCCUUCUUUUACUGAAACAAGUGGGAUUUACCCUUCGGAAGGACGACGCUGUAGCAUUGAGGGAUUUUAUCAUGGAGGCCCAAAACAAAGCUAACAGUGUUGGUAAACAAUUCCAAGACCAAACAAGGAUCCGUUUUAUGCUGGAAACCAUGUUGGCAUUGAAGAACAAUGAUAUGCGAAAAAUUCCAGGCUAUGAUCCCGAACCUAUGGAAAAACUUCGAAAACUGCAAAGGAGUCUGAUUCAUAACAGCCGUGGUGACUUCCUCCUCCGUGCAACAUUAGAAAACCUACUGACAGCAGACCAAGUAGGACGGUGGUGGAUUGUGGGAUCUUCAUGGAGUGGUAUCCCCAUGAUUGAUAACACAAGUACUAAAAUACAGGAAAAAGUUGCUUUUAGAGAGGGAAGUGGAAAAAUUAUGGAGCUUGCCCGUAAACAAAGGAUGAAUACAGACAUACGGAAGAACAUCUUUUGUGUCAUGAUGACCAGUGAGGAUUAUUUGGAUGCUUUUGAAAAACUUUUAAGGCUUAGGCUGAAAGAUCAACAGGAAAGGGAGAUUAUUCAUGUUCUUGUUCACUGUUGCCUGCAAGAAAAAACAUUUAAUCCUUUCUAUGCUUUCCUGGUGAAAAAGUUCUGUGAAUAUGAUAGAAGAUUUCAGAUGACAUUCCAAUUCAACAUGUGGGAUCACUUCCGAGAAUUGAAGAGCAUGACCAAUGUGACAACCAUGAACUUGGUUCAUCUCCUUGUUCACCUUCUCAGCAGGAAAGUGGUAUCUCUGUCCAUCUUUAAGGUGAUUGAGUUCAGCGAACUGGAUAAACCUAAAGUCAGGUUCCUGCGCCAAAUUCUCCAUAAACUACUUAUGAACACAGAACCAGAAGAAUUAGUGGCAAUAUUUCAAAGGAUUUCUGGAAUUUCAAAGCUGGCAAUGUUGCGGGAAGGCCUGAAACUCUUCAUUACACACUUCUUAUUGAAGAAUGCCUCCAGCCUAGGGACUUCAGAACAAGCUAAUUUGCUUAAAGAACGUGUAAACAUAGCUGAAAAGGCUUUACAAACUAAAGAUACCGUAAUGAAAUUUUAACCAUCAAGCAUAGAAGAUUUUAUACCAACACGAAUUGGAAAACCUGUUUACAACUUUAUGUCCAACAAGCACCUAUCUCAGUAUUUGAACUUGUAAGAUCUGCAUUGUAAAACUGGAGAUACUUCAUGAUGCUGCAUUCAACAGAAAAUGUUUCAAGCUUCUACACUUGUAGAAACAACCACUGGGUGGUGUGUUUCAACCACAUCAAUAUCCUAUACCUGUAUACUUGUCUAGCUUUUCACCACGCCACUUUCAAUACUGGGUUGGUUCAGAUUACAACUUAUAUGUUUCUAUCUCCAUAGAAACUGCCAGUAAUACAUGUUCUGUUCAAGGAAGCCCUUAUAAAGAAAAAUACAGCCAACUUCUGUGUGAAAAUGAACUUUUAUUUUUAUAGUCACCAAGCUGGUUCUAUUGUGACCCACAUGAAAAUAUCAAGGAAGAUAGAUUAGGGCCUUAAAAUGAGUUUGUUGAAUUUGUUAUUGUUGAAUUUCCCUGAACUAAGGUGGAGAAAAUCAAUUGUGUUUCUGAAUGUUAUUCAGUGACUUAUUUGAAAAAUGUAUAUGUAGGCUAUCUGGUGAGAAUAGGAUAAAGCAGUAUACUCGCAUACCCCCCACAGUAUUCUAGAUAUUCAAUGCCUAGAAACAUUGCCAACAUCAUCCAUCUGCUGAUGAUCCUCAGCUAUGCCUCUUUGCUCCUCUCUUGAACUCGUCUCUGCCUUUGUCUAAUCAGAUUGCUUGUCUGAUACCAGUCCUGGAUGAGUUGCAAUUUCAUCCACCUUGCCAGCAACACUCACAUUCAUGAACAAAUAAUAAAAAGAAACUUUGAAAAACUGAAACCAUCAUCUUCAGCCCCUGCCACAAACUCCAUACUCUUGCCAAUGAUUCUGUCCCCUUUUCCAGUCAUUAACUCAAAUUGAACCAGAAAGUUUGCAACCUCCAUGUCCUCUUCGUUUCCAAACUGAGCUUCCAACCUCAUAAUCCCUCCAUCAUAAAGACUGUCUAUUUAAGAUCUGUAAUACUGUCCAUUUCACAUUUUGCCUUGGACCAUCUGCUGCUGAAACCCUCAUUCAUGUCAUUGUCACCUCUAGGCUUGACUAUUCCCAUGCACCCCUUACAGCCUCCCUUCUUCAAUCCAUGUUUCUGCUCAUCCAACCUCUGUUUGUGAUCUGCAACAAGUCCAACUUUUGCAUCACUCCUGUUCUUACUGGCCUCCAUUCGUUCCUCAUCCUCUGACACUUCUAACCAGAACCCUAGACCUGGCCAUUCCUGACUCUGACAUCUUGCAUAUACUCCCCUUCAUUCCACCAUUGGCCACUGUUCCUUCAACCAUCUAUGCUCCAAGCUCCGAAAUUCUUUGCCUUCCGGCAUUCUUCUUCUUUAACUCCCUCCUUAAAAUCCACCACUUUGACCAUAACUCCUCCUUUGGUUCAGUGCCCAUUUGUACCGAAUUGCAUCUUGAAAAUGUCUUGAGAUAUUUUUCUACAUUGAAGAUACCAUAUAAAUGCAAAUUAUUGUGGAAACUAUUAAAAACGUUAUGAAAAUU
Molecule: messenger RNA, 4090 nt
Organism: Carcharodon carcharias (great white shark)
Lineage: Eukaryota; Metazoa; Chordata; Chondrichthyes; Lamniformes; Lamnidae
Gene: nom1
Product: nucleolar protein with MIF4G domain 1
Exons: 11
Coding region: 128-2548 (806 amino acids)
Biological process (GO): ribosomal small subunit biogenesis
Cellular component (GO): nucleolus
Molecular function (GO): RNA binding; protein binding
Source: RefSeq, a predicted model, not a curated record